AUGGCGUCCCUGGCUGGCAACAUCACUUUCGAUGACUACCUUGGUCUGACGACCUGCCUCUUCGAGUGGGCUGAUAGCUACGACUCCAAGGACUGGGAUCGCCUUCGCAGGUGCAUCGCCCCGGAGCUCCGCAUCGACUACCGUUCUUUCCUUGACAAGAUCUGGGAAGCCAUGCCCGCGGAAGAGUUCAUCGCCAUGAUUUCCGAUAAGUCGGUCCUCGGCAACCCCCUCCUCAAGACCCAGCACUUCAUCGGCGGCACCCGCUGGGAGAAGGUCUCGGACACCGAGGUCAUCGGCCACCACCAGCUCCGCGUGCCGCACCAGAAGUACACCGACGCCUCCCGCACCCAGGUCGCCGUCAAGGGCCACGCCCACAGCUACAACAUGCACUGGUACAAGAAGGUCAACGGGGUGUGGAAGUUCGCCGGCCUGAACCCCGAGAUCAGGUGGUCCGAGUACGACUUCGAGGCCGUCUUCGCCGACGGUCGUGACUCCUACGGUGCGGAGGAGAAGACUGACGCCCAGGUCACUGAGAAGGAGCUCAAGUUCGCUGCUGCUCACUAA
Messenger RNA from Colletotrichum karsti, 564 nucleotides. RefSeq names its product Scytalone dehydratase. Gene Ontology annotation, biological process: melanin metabolic process. The record is from RefSeq and is a predicted model, not a curated record. NCBI's taxonomy places the organism in Eukaryota, Fungi, Ascomycota, Sordariomycetes, Glomerellales, Glomerellaceae. Gene Ontology annotation, molecular function: scytalone dehydratase activity. The transcript is spliced from 3 exons. The coding region runs from base 1 to 564 and encodes 187 amino acids.